Molecule: messenger RNA, 3883 nt
Organism: Oncorhynchus gorbuscha (pink salmon)
Lineage: Eukaryota; Metazoa; Chordata; Actinopteri; Salmoniformes; Salmonidae
Product: ras-related protein Rab-8A-like
Exons: 8
Coding region: 129-749 (206 amino acids)
Biological process (GO): regulation of exocytosis; protein localization to plasma membrane; cellular response to insulin stimulus
Cellular component (GO): dendritic spine; trans-Golgi network transport vesicle; synaptic vesicle
Molecular function (GO): GTPase activity; GTP binding
Source: RefSeq, a predicted model, not a curated record
AAUUCACGGAUACAGAGCAGUCAAGAGUGAAAUGUUGUUUGUCCAAUCACUGGUCCAGUAAAUCGAGUAAAGCAGUAACGUAUCUCUUUGCACAACUGUCGGGCGGGAUUUCCGCAAUUGCUAAUAAUAUGGCGAAGACUUACGAUUACUUGUUUAAACUACUGUUAAUCGGCGAUUCUGGCGUCGGAAAGACGUGUGUGUUGUUCAGGUUUUCAGAAGAUGCCUUUAACUCAACAUUUAUCUCCACAAUAGGUAUUGACUUUAAAAUUAGAACUGUAGAACUAGAUGGUAAGAAGAUCAAGCUACAGAUAUGGGACACAGCUGGCCAGGAGCGGUUUCGAACAAUCACAACGGCAUACUACAGAGGAGCCAUGGGCAUCAUGUUGGUCUAUGACAUCACCAAUGAGAAGUCGUUUGACAACAUCAAAAACUGGAUAAGGAAUAUAGAGGAGCAUGCCUCUGCUGACGUGGAGAAGAUGGUUCUGGGAAACAAGUGUGACGUCAAUGACAAGCGACAGGUGUCCAAAGACAGAGGGGAGCAGUUGUCGUUGGAGUACGGUAUCAAGUUUAUGGAGACCAGUGCAAAGGCCAAUAUCAACGUGGAGAAUGCAUUUAUGACCCUUGCCAGAGACAUCAAGGCGAAAAUGGACAAGAAACUGGAGGGCAACAAUCCUCAGGGCAGCAGUCAUGGUGUGAAGAUCACAGAACAGCCCAAGAAGAGCAGUUUCUUCCGCUGCACCCUCCUGUGAGGACAACGAUCUUACCAUUGUCCACAGCUGGACAGAACUGGACUUGCUCAGAGCUUUCCUCUUUCGCCCUGUUCUCAUUCCUGAUAUCCCAGGCCUCUUUGGGCUUUGUUUUUUUCUGCUUCACCAUGUGCCCCCAGUUUACAAACGGUAGCCUUCAUUGGUCAGGUGUAUCAAUCAGUGUUGUUGGAUGGGCGUUAGAUUGAGAUCUCUAUACCAGGCACUCUUCUGUACCAUCAUGCUCUUAUAUCGUAUCUCGUAAUUACACUUGGGUUUCUGCUCACCCUCUCCUCUCUCUGUUCUCUGCAACGGUUGUCACAGAUACUGUAUGUUGCUCUGUGGUCGUACUGCUGCCAAAGUUGAUACUUAGUGAGGUUUUGUCUCAACAUGGAUUGACCUUAUCCUUAAAAGCAGUGGCUUAAUUCCAUGAUAAGAAUAGUUAACCAUCAUACAUCUUCUGUGAGAUUGUUGACUUCUGCGUCAUCUAGCUACUAUGGAGAUUUAUUCCAAAUGUGUCAUCUAUGCAUCUUGUUUUUCCUUGAUCAAAUUAGUGAUUAUCUGUAUUCUACCUUAAAUCCCCUUUUGCCAUCCAACAAAUAGACCAGAAAGCCACUUAUUUCCUUAAGAUAAUAUAAUACAGUUCUGAAGUGUUAGUCUUAAUGUUAACAGUAAAGACAUACCAUCUUAACGACAUACCUGAACAUUUUCAUCUGUGUUCAGUAUUUACCAUUAUGCAGUUCAGAUUAUUUUUAUGCACAAGGUUUGCAAACUGUGUGUUAGAACAAUUUUAUGUGCCGGCAACUGCACAUUGAGUUGAACCCUGUUUUACUGUGUACUCUUGCACUUUAGUAGUGAAAUUGGCUGCACAUCUUGCAAUUUGCAAAAGUAUGUCUUAUUCCAGUCCCUUGUAUAGGAAUAUCAGUAUUCAUUAGAACUAUUACAUUCCAGAAUUGUUCCAGAGGCUAGAAGUUAAAAUCAUCUGUUCCACAAUAACAUCAGUCUAGUUAGGAAAUGAAUUGCAAUCUAACAAAUGAAUACGUUUACCAUAUUUUUAGUUUUGGCAUCCAGAAUGUGUUUAAUCUUAUACCACUCCACCCCCAAAAAUUGUGAGCACCUCAUUGCCCCAAAUAUUCAUGUUAUGUAUGAUGUAGAGACCACUGAAAUAGAGAUAUAGUCCUUACGGUGGUAAUUGCUUGAUGUCAUGUUUUAACUUCUUAAGCACCCUUUUCAAAUUCCAGCCUCUCAGCCUAUUCUGUUUUUUUAACUGGUUGUUUUAAUUGUGAAACUGUAAUACCAUGUAGGUUUGUGUGGCCUUUGACUUUUGUAAGCUGUUUUCACGCUUGUCAGUAUUUGUGACAGAACAUUUUGACUAUUGCGCCAAAGUAGGCUGCCUAUAAGAACUCAAUUGAAUAAUGUCAACCUACUGUAUGGUGAAACAAAUGCCAUGAAUAUUAAUUUCCAGGUUUAUUACCAUGUUCUUUUUUCUGUUGAUUUAUCAAUAUGCUGUGACAUUCCAGAACCAUUCCUGCUGCUUCUUUAGGGAAAAGGCUACAAGGACACUCCUGACCUGCUAACUGAUAUUUAAUUGAAGAAUUGGUUCAAAUUAGGUUAGGCUUAAUCAAAUGUAUUUAUUUAUAAAUCAUUUUUUUACCUAAGCAGAUGUCAAAGUGCUUAAAUAGAAACCCAGCCUAAAACUGCAAACAAUACAGAUGUGGAAGUGUGGUGGCUAUGAAAAACACCCUAGAAAUAUCAGAAAACUAGAGAGGAACCAGGCUCUGUGGGAUGUCCAGUACUCUUCUGGCUGGGCGGAGAUUAUAUGAAUGCAUGGCCGUUAAGGUAAGGGUCUGUUUCAGAUUCUGGUUAGUCAUUUUGAUGGUCACUAGUGUCCUUAUCGCCGCUCCCCUUCUUUAGUCAAGAGCGGUAUCUGUUAGUCCUAAUUUAACGCCAAGGCCCAAAUGUUGGUUUUUGAUGUGCCAGUAUUAAGACCACAAUCUAUUUGAGUGUUUUGAGUUGAAGGUAUUUGCAUUGCGUACUGUAUUUGAAGCAAGACAUCGGCAUACCACUGUAGUGACAUGGCAAUGGACUAAAAUGUUACAAGCAAGAGAACGUGUAGUCAGAGUGGAAAAAAACCAUCCAAGUAUGAAAGUGCCCUUGUAGAAAGCCUGCUCUUGAUUAUGCACUUUUCAAUAAUUCUCCAUUGUCAUGAAAGACCAAAUGAUUUAUGAUGAAUGAGUUGCGAUAUUCUACAGUACAGAUUCUAUCCUCAAGACUUAAUUUAAGUCGCCUUCAGUGUGUCGAUGUUAAAUGGAUGUCUGGAGGAAAGUGACUUCAUAUUGGAUUUAGCAUUUUGUUUUUGUUCUCGUCUAUCCUUCCCUCGGAGCUUGCCCCUGUCCAUCGCAACAGAAGUGGCUUAUUUUCACCUGAUACUUGAUAUAAUGGGCUUUGGAACUAUUCAUCAUGAGACUGUUGGACCUCUUGAGGCUUUUAAUAUUUGACUUGAAGAAGAGCUUCUCUUUGAGAUUAGAAAUGUGCAAAGGAUCAUUCUUGUAUAGCUUUCUGUUCUACUUUUUUUUGUCGUCUUGAACUUGCUUUUCUCAACGCAAAUCUAUAGGGAAUGGAGCACAUGUUAAAUCAUAGCAAAGGAACAACAGUGACUUCCCCAUGAAUUAUCACAAAUGGUUUCUCUAGUUGUGACAAUGAAGUAAAUUGCCAUUGGAAUUGAAUUAUUUUAUAUGUUCUCUCGUGUAAGUGUUUUACACGAGAGGACAUAAAAUAAUUCAAUUCCAAUGGGUGGGGCACAGUCAGUUGUAUCUUUUAGGACCUUUACAAAGGUCUGUCAAAUGUUUCAGAAUACCAGUUAUUAUGAAGGUUUCUUUUCCUUCUGGUGGAACUAUUUGUACAUAUUUCAGUUUAUAAAUUACUUUUCUUUGAACAUAUAAUUAGCAUUCCAUGUUCAAGACUAUUUGGAUUUCAUAGUUGAUUAUGGGUUAAAUGGAGGAGAAAAAUCACAUUUUGAGAACAAUUGUAAAUAAGAAAUACAUUUUACUGUUACCUACUUUCAUAAAUCUUGUUGAAUUGAUCUACAUGUUUGUAGAUGUGUCCUUUUGAUUUAUUAAAAUGAGAUUAUUUUAACUUGC